This is a messenger RNA of Aspergillus aculeatus ATCC 16872, 5136 nucleotides long. Its product is annotated as glycoside hydrolase family 18 protein. The record is from RefSeq and is a predicted model, not a curated record. NCBI's taxonomy places the organism in Eukaryota, Fungi, Ascomycota, Eurotiomycetes, Eurotiales, Aspergillaceae. Gene Ontology annotation, molecular function: protein binding; chitin binding; chitinase activity. Gene Ontology annotation, cellular component: extracellular region. Gene Ontology annotation, biological process: chitin catabolic process; carbohydrate metabolic process. The transcript has 6 exons. The annotation marks the transcript as partial.
CUUCUGGCCGGGCUAGGGGCUUUGCCCUCGGUCUUCGCAGACACAUCCUGCAGCGCCACAGUGCCCUGUGAGACAGGCUGCUGUGGCCAGUAUGGUGUGUGCGGUAUGGGGCCCGAUUACUGUGGCGCCGACGUGUGUAUCAACAGCUGUGAUGCCAAAGCCGAAUGCAACCCGGACAAUUGGCCGUCCGAAUAUGUGAACGCAACGACAUGUCCGCUGAAUGUGUGUUGCAGUAAAUACGGCUUCUGCGGCACGACCGAGGAGUUCUGUGGCAACAAGACCGUGACUGCGCCCUCGUGCGAUGCUAGUACUCACUCUAUCACUCGUGUCAUCGGGUAUUACAAUUCUGCUGCGGCUGCGCGCGGCUGUGAUGCUAUGGCUCCUUACUCCGUGCCUCAGGGUGUAUUUACCCAUCUCUACUUCGCAUUCGGCAGUAUCGACCCGGACACCUUUGAAGUGAUUCCUGCGCAGCAGUCCGACGAAACUCUUUACCCGCAACUGGAAGCACUGCAAAUUCGUGACCUGAACCAAGAGCUGUGGCUGUCGAUCGGGGGAUGGGAUUUUUCUGACAGUGAUGAACCCACCGCCACCACCUUCUCCGACCUUGCGGCCGCCGACUCCACCACGCAGGCGGCCUUCUUCAAGUCUCUAAUCAAUUUCAUGAGUACCUAUGGCUUUACUGGCGUAGAUAUCGACUGGGAGUACCCUGCUGCCACUGAUCGCAAUGGUCGUACAGAGGACUACGACAACUUCCCUACUUUCCUGGCCAGCUUGAAAAAGGCCCUGAGUGACUACAAGUACGGUCUGUCGAUCACACUGCCGACUAGUUACUGGUAUCUCCAACACUUCGAUCUCACCUCGAUUGAGCCUUCGGUCGAUUGGUUCAAUGUGAUGAGUUACGAUCUUCACGGCACAUGGGAUAUUACUGAUGUCUGGGAGGGUCCCUACCUCAAUGCCCACACGAAUCUGACUCAGAUCAAGUCCGCCCUUGAUUUGCUAUGGGGCGUCAAUAUCGAGCCUUCUAAGGUGAACCUUGGUUUGGCGUUCUAUGGGCGCAGUUUCACUGUGGCAAGCUCCUCCUGCACCGAACCUGGCUGUGAGUAUCUCUCCGCCGGAACCGCGGGGGAGUGCAGUGACUCCGCCGGUAUCCUGUUCAACAGCGAGAUUGAGAGUAUCGUCAGCGAGUACAACCUGACGGCCACGCUCUACAAGGACGCUGCGGUCAAGACCAUCACCUGGGACACCGACCAAUGGGUCUCCUUUGACGAUGAAGACACCUGGAAGCUCAAGGCUGAGUAUGCCAAGUCGGUAUGUCUAGGCGGAGUCAUGGUGUGGUCGGUGGAUGAAGACGACGACCAGGACACCUUCUCCAACGGCCUUGCCGCCGCGUUAGGACUGGAGGUGAACAUUAACAGUACGACUGGUCUGCCACUGACUAUCUCAGAGAAGUCUACUACGACCACAACCACAACCUCGUCUCAGGAUAGUGUCUGUCGGUUCAUUAACUGCGGGGAAACCUGUCCCUCGGGGUUCACUGAAAUCACCCGCGAUGACAAGAAGUCGCAGAUUAUGUUGGACUCAACUGAGUGCUUGACUGGGUCGAAGCAGACACAGACCCUAUGCUGCCCUACCUCGAGUGACCUACCAACCUGUCGCUGGCGUGGCUUUCACAACAGCGGCAAGUGCAAGGGAGGCUGCGACAGCGGCGAAGCAGAAGUAGGCACGAUCACUGCUGGUUGUAGCUCGGGAUAUCAGUCCGCCUGCUGCACAACAACCACCUCGACGGAGCCCUGGUCUGAGUGUGCGUGGACCUCUGGCUGCGAGUCGGACGACACCUGCCCCUCUGGCUACGACAAAUUUGUCGUGGGAUCUCGUCAGGGCUGGGGAGGACGGAAGACGUGCAGCGGAUCCAAAAACUACAACUACUGCUGCAAGAGCUCAAUCCCGGAUGCCUUUACCAACUGUGCCUGGACCGGCCAUCAGAUAUCAUUCAUCAAUACCGCGUACUGCACCGAUGCCUGCCCUUCUGGUGCCAUUCGCAUUGCCGAGGAGUCGGUCGCCGUGCUCAUGGGCGCGAACAGACCUGGCAAGGCGUCGGACUGCGAUUUCGGCAACGAGGCCUACUGUUGCAAUGGCACCACCACCACCACCUCCUCCAGCGUUAGUCCGCGCUCCAGUCCCGAUCCCCUUACCGACUCAACAGCCUAUGAGUUCAGUUACUACCUAAACCAAUGGCUGGACAAUCCCACUUGUUCGGCCAACGAAGACGCCCAGUACAGUGCGACCUUUGACUACACCAAACGAGGUCUGCAUCAACGCAGCUCGACUUCGACAACCACAAGCAAGCAGGACUUGGUCUACAUGUAUGCUCUAAGCUACCUCGUAGCAUGGCUCACCUCAUCCACGCCCCGAUCCGACCUGACCGACCUGUUCAAUGAGGCCAUGGCGGACCAUGGACUUCAGGACCAAGCCGCCAAUCUCACCAUUUUUACGGAUACGAUCUAUGGGUACGGAGACCCUUGGACUGGAUCGCCCAGCUGGGAUGCCGAGGCAAUAGUCGCGCAGUUCCUGUGUGAUAUUGCCGACUCUGCCAACGCUGUCCAGAGUAUGGGUGCCGCGAGCUCUAUCCUUUGCGAGAUCGAUGAUAACUACGCAAAAGCCGAGGGCAACGCAUCGGUGCCGUUGGGCAAACGUAUGCUAGAUGGAGUCAGCGAGAAUACUCGGUCACAGGAUGGUACACAGCCUACUAUCCUCGCCGCGCUGCGGGGAGUCGUGAAUGGAGAUUUGACAUUUCACUACGCCCGCUGGAUCCAGGGAACCGGACGCCGGGAGGUGAACCUCGAAUUGGCCUUCUGGAUCGGCCCUACCCCUGGUACGACGCCCACGACGGCGAUGCUGAACAGCUAUGGAGAUAGCGGCGACACGGUCAACACAGACCGAUGGAUCGUCUUCCAUCUGCACAUGCCGCUGGAUUCUAUCACUUUCCGAUCCCUCACUACGUCAGACCGGAACUUCUACCCGGGAGUGGCGGCCAUGAUGGUCUAUCACAGUCAGACACUACACUCGCUGGGCAACUACGCCGACCCCCGCGCCGAGUUCCGCUUCUCCGAUACGUAUGACCUCAACGGUAACAAUGGAAUCAAUGUCGGCGCCAGCGCCAACUACAACGGACGCGCAGAGGCCAUCGCCUGCAAUAGCGGUUCGCGGUGGUACAUCGGCCGUGACUCGACAACUGACAUCCAAACGGCCCAGCGGAGUCGGACAAACCUCCCAGUAACCUAUGUCACAGAGCUGAACGCAUUUGGUCUCUGGCUGCAAAACCAGGGUCUUUUCUCCUACAGCAACCUGGCCUAUAUCUGGCCAGUGAUCGCCGACUAUGACGACUCCCAGAACCAAGGCUUCAGGCCCGUUUCUAAUCAGGUGAACGGCUGGUCUGCGUACAACCCGCAGACUGGGGCUUUUACCACGAAUUGGGACUUUACGGGGGCGCAGGACCCCGACUUUCGGGGCCGGCCACCCUGCUUCCACGACGCAGACGGAUUCCCCGUCUACGAGGGGCCGUACCACUGCCUGUUGAACGAGAUUCUGUAUCGUGACGAUGUCGCCGCUCUAAGGAAAUACCGACAGAGCCAAGGGCGCAUCAUCCGCCGGGCGUACAGCAUGGACAUGGACAAUCCGUUUGUGAUUGCGCUUGAGCGCCGCAGCUUUCGGACGCUGCGUGCCCUGGUGGAAUCGUACCCCGAGGACCGCGCGGUCGCAGAGUAUCUCUGGCGACAUGAGCUCUCGCUCAUGGAUGCGGCGUGUCGGGCGGCGGAUCGGGAGUUUGUGGAGUGGUUGCUGGCCCAGCAGCCGCCGCUGGGAUCGCUGAGGGAGCGGGACUGCCUGGGUCGCACGGCUUUGAUGAGUGCUGCGAUAGGGCUGGGGAGUUCGGACCUUGAGGAUGGGUGGGAGCAUGCGGCGGAGCCGGGAGAGGUGGAGGAUGAGGGGGAACAAAGCUGGGAGGAAGCCGAGGCGCGGCGACGGGAGCACCAUGAGGCCUUUAUUCGGUGGCUGAUGGUGCAGGAGGAGUGUUGCUCGGUGGAAGAGUCGGACUUGGUUUUUCCUGCCAUUGAUGGGACGGGGACGAGCACCUGUACCGUGCUCGCAGCGGCCAUUCCCCGUGCCAGCUACGAUAUGGUGAUUCGCCUGGUUCAAGCAGGGAGCGAUCUGCAGACUCGCCUGCACUGGCGGAGACCCUUUGAGACGCAAAGGUACGACAUGCGAUAUGCGAAGGAAGUCACCCUGCUGCAUAUUGCCAGUCUGCACUGGAAUGUGGAGGCUAUCCGCGCGCUGCUGGCGCAUGUUGAGCCCGCGCAGAUGGCCCGAAGUCGUGAUAGCCAGGGCCAGCUCCCUCUGCACUGGGCAUUGACUCGCGAUCGCGGCAUUAGUGUCAGAAGACUGCUGGAAUCGGUGACUCUGCUGCUCGAUGCAGACUCAACGACGGUCAAUCAACCCAACCGUGAGGGCGUGGCAGCGGCGAGCCAGGCCGUUGCGGUGCACGCCAAUUCCGGCGCCUCCCUUGUCCCGCUGCUCAAGCUGCUACUGGGAUAUGGAGCAGAUGCGCGCGUCUGUGACCUCGAGGGCCGCAAUCUACUGCAUCAGCUGACUCGCACUACUUGGGACCCUACAUGCCUCGAGCCCGAUCUCCUGGACCGGCUGCUGGGGCAGGUCGGCGUCAACGACCCGGCGGCCGCUGAUGGAAACACCGCCCUCCAUUACCUGGUGCGCCACCUGGAUCAAACAGACGCUGCUCAUUAUCUCAUCCAGCACAGCGCGAAUGUGAAUGCAGUCAAUCACCUGGGCAACACCCCCCUGCACGAGCUCAUGUGGGGCACGUUACCUCGUCGGCUAGACCCUCACACCCGCCAGCUCGAGUCUAUUCACCCUGACCGUCUCACGCGAGCCCGUGAAGCGUUCGUCCAGCUUUUGCUUGAUAGUGGUGCAUCUAUGACCCAGCAGAAUACGGCUGGGCAGACACCUGCAAAGGUUCUGGAAGAAGUGCUUGCGCAGCGGCGCCGGGCUCAGGAGGCACGAGAGGCAGCUUGGGUCCGAGGUCGAGGGCGAGGUCGAGGAUCUGGGGUCGGACGUGGAAGAGGU